GUUUGUUUCCUCCGGAUUUUAACCCUGAGGUUUCCGUAUUCACCUCCAGAGGUGAAAUACGGGACUUAUGCAAUGUCUUCAACCUUACCAGUAUUUUCUUACACAAAUAUUUCAGACGUACAACUUUUGAAAAUACACAUGAUCCCACUAUUUACACGGCUGUCAGUAAUAUAUUUCUGAUUAUAUGAAACAUACAGGACCAGCAGCUCGUACUGAGACACCGAGUGGCGACAAUGAAAGCGUUUUACCAUAUGUCAAAGAAGAAGGCAGACGCUGCUCUUGUGCUGGUACUUCCGCAUUGGCAGUCACAGUAUUGCAGUGAGAGAUGAUGGAUCCUGAGGUGUCAGUGCUACUGCAUUGUGCAGCCUGGAGGGGGCUGCUGGAGUCUCAAGUGCAGGUGGAGCUUUCUGAACGAUUUAACAGGCACACAGAUCCACCUCUAGAGCGUCAAAUCGAGGAGACGUGGACAGAGCGGGUGUCCAAGGAGCCAUGGCUUUUCAACGGGGCCAAAUUCAGACUGCAUUCCUUCUGCUUGGCCUUCCCUAAAUAUCCCUCAACAUCCGCUGUUUCUCCUGAACACCCACCCAGUAUUCAUUCAUCACAGGUCCCCUCUGUGUACUGUGUAGAGGAUCAAGGCAGCAGAUUACACUGCAGGCAAAGACAAGAGGAUUUAUGUGACAGUAAUCUUCUGUGUGAUGCUGCUCAGAACAGAAAUGUAGAGGAUGUUAUCCAACAGACACCUCCUACACUGGGACAGACUUCUUCCACUUGUGAGUGCAGGGCAUCAACAGCUGAGCUGCCUUCACACUCUGACAGAAACACAGAUGAUCAGGAGACCAGGCCCCUCCUCACUCUGAGACUCGGCCUUACGUGCUAUAAAGACUACCUGGGAACAAACUGGUCCUGUCGAGUUGAAGAGCUACGUCAGCGUGGAGAGGCAGAGUUCAGCGACCCUCUGGCACUGCUGUCUCAGCCACUGGGCGUGGGGGCUAUCCUGUGUACAGAUGAUGGACAGGUGGUUUUGAUUAGGCGGAGUCAGAGGGUGGCAGAGGCUGGGGGGCUCCUGGACAUCCCCGGAGGUCACCCAGAGCCGAAGGUGGUGUGUGAGUGUCUGGGCCAGGCAGUGUGGGAGGAGCAGGUCAGUUUUGCUGUGAUGCAGCAGAGGCCGGAGGCUGUCGUCUCUGAACUGUUCUCAUCUGUGUGCACCGAGAUCAGAGAUGAGGUGAAUAUUCCUCUGAGCUCUCUCAGGGAACCGAUCCUACUGGGUGUUGCUCUGAAUCACACCAGCGCUGGAAGACCAAGCGCAGAGUUCUAUGUCAGUUGCUCACUGACAUCUGAUGAAGUCAGAAAGUUGUACUGGAAAGGAGGAGCAGAGGCCAGUGAGUCCACAGAUAUUGUCUUCCUCAGCAGAACUGAAGUAAGACAGCUAAACAGAAGCAGCCCUCUCUGGUCAGAGCUGUGUCCUUCAGCUAAAGGAGCCGUGCUGCUUUAUCAGACAGUGCUGAUACCAGAAGAUGGACUCAGAUGAUCAAAUGAACACACAGAAAAUCCU
Messenger RNA from Monopterus albus (swamp eel), 1552 nucleotides. RefSeq names its product nudix (nucleoside diphosphate linked moiety X)-type motif 22 (gene nudt22). Gene Ontology annotation, molecular function: GDP-mannose hydrolase activity. The record is from RefSeq and is a predicted model, not a curated record. NCBI's taxonomy places the organism in Eukaryota, Metazoa, Chordata, Actinopteri, Synbranchiformes, Synbranchidae. The transcript has 7 exons. Bases 326 to 1528 code for a protein of 400 amino acids.